GUGCUGCUCGCGGUGUUGCUGCUCGUGAGCGGACGCGUGGCGCAGGGCGCGGGUCGGGCGUGGGGCUGAUGAGCUCAUGCGGCGGCGCCUGCGGUUGCUGGCGGCGGCGCUGGGAGGCUGCGGGCUGCUGCUGGGCUCGGCGCUGGCGGCGGGCGACGAGCGGCUCUACACUGCGGCGGUGAUGCCCGCGCUCCGCGUCGUCACCCCGGAGGCCGCCCACGGCUUAGCCCUGCGCGCCGCCGCCCUCGGGCUUCUGCCGCCCGCCCGUCCCGACAGCCCCUCGCUGGAGGUGCACGUCCUCGGUCUGCGGUUCCGCAACCCGCUGGGGCUGGCGGCUGGCUUUGACAAACACGGUGAGGCUGUGGACGGGCUGUACAGGAUGGGCUUCGGCUUUGUGGAAGUUGGAACUGUCACGCCCGAGCCUCAGGAGGGCAACCCCAAGCCCAGAGUCUUUCGGCUGGUGGAAGAUGAGGCAGUCAUUAACAGAUAUGGAUUCAACAGCCAUGGCCAUGCUGCGGUGGAGCGUAGGCUGCGGGCCCGCCAGGAGGCACAGCUCAAGCUCACAACUGUGGGGAUGCCUCUUGGAGUCAACCUGGGCAAGAACAAGAGCUCUACAGAUGCUGCAGCUGACUAUGUGGCUGGAGUCCAGACGCUGGGCCCCUUGGCUGACUACCUGGUUGUGAAUGUGUCAAGCCCGAAUACUCCAGGGCUACGGGACCUUCAGGGCAAGGCUGAGCUGCGGGACCUGCUGACCAAGGUGCUGGCAGAGAGGGACAUGCUGCCAUCUGAGCGUAAGCCAGCUGUGCUGGUGAAGAUUGCUCCAGAUCUCACUGAGCAGGACAAGCAGGACAUAGCUGGUGUUGUGUGUGAGGUUGGUGUGGAUGGACUGAUUGUCAGCAACACCACCACCAGCCGCCCAAGAGGCCUCCAGAGCACACAGCGCCUGGAGGCAGGGGGCCUCAGUGGGAAGCCUCUUCGGGAGCUCUCCACACAGACAGUGCGGGAGAUGUAUGCUCUCACACAAGGCCGGGUGCCCAUCAUUGGGGUGGGUGGGGUGAGCAGUGGCCGUGAUGCCUUGGAGAAGAUCCGUGCUGGAGCCUCGCUUGUGCAGAUGUACACAGCACUAGUGUACCAUGGGCCCCCAGUGGUACGCACGGUGAAGCGGGAGCUGGAGGAGCUGCUGAGGGAGCAAGGGUUCAAGAGCGUCAUGGAAGCAGUUGGAGCAGAUCACCGGCGCUGACAGAUUGCAGGAUCAAAGUCUAGCCAAGAGGAGCCAUGGCAAACCAGGAAUGGCUGUGAUGUUUCCAGAGUGGUUAGGCUGGGACCGAGCCAAUGCCCUGGUCCUGGCCCUUGUGAAGGGUCAGUAAAGAGGAGCUGGGGCUGUACUGGUGGGAAGCUGGGGAAGGGGCCUCUGCCACUGCCCAGGGCUGUACUUUUUGCUUUCCUGUGGGCUAUGUUCUCCGGCAGAAGCCAGCAGUGGGUCAGGUUCCACUUGGGCUGAGAAAGGCCCUGGAGGAAGGCCAGCUGUGGAGUGAUGGGUCAGUCCUCUGCCCACCUUCCCCACAGUACUGACCAGAGCCCAAGCAACGUUGGAUAUCCCUUCUGCCCUUCAGUUCUGGAACCUCUCCUGCUCACUCUGGCUAGUGCUGGGUCAUGCACUGCAGCGUCCAGAGUGUUGUCUCUCCUCUCUUGCCCUCAUCUGCUGUCUGCACAGUGCUUUAAUAAGCCUGUGGGUCCUGGUCCUGACCUAGAGUUAAUAAACAUUUAUCUUACCUUGA
Gallus gallus (chicken) is the source of this 1778-nucleotide messenger RNA. RefSeq names its product dihydroorotate dehydrogenase (quinone) (gene DHODH). NCBI's taxonomy places the organism in Eukaryota, Metazoa, Chordata, Aves, Galliformes, Phasianidae. The record is from RefSeq and is marked provisional. Gene Ontology annotation, cellular component: cytoplasm; mitochondrial inner membrane. The transcript has 8 exons. Gene Ontology annotation, molecular function: dihydroorotate dehydrogenase activity. The coding region runs from base 77 to 1240 and encodes 387 amino acids. Gene Ontology annotation, biological process: pyrimidine ribonucleotide biosynthetic process; 'de novo' pyrimidine nucleobase biosynthetic process.